CUGCCUCUAAUCUGCCCCCAGCUGCCUGCGCCCGGCUCCUGCGCCCUCGGUCGCGCUGCCCCCUCGGCUUUUCCUCAGCCCCCUCCCCGGCCGACGGUGCUUGCGAGUAAACUGUCUUCAUGAGCCCCAAGGAUGUCCGGGAAGCACUAUAAAGGCCCCGAAGUGAGCUGCUGCAUCAAAUAUUUCAUCUUCGGCUUCAACGUCAUCUUCUGGUUCCUGGGCAUAGCAUUUCUUGGAAUUGGACUUUGGGCAUGGAAUGAAAAAGGAGUGCUGUCCAACAUCUCUUCCAUUACUGACCUGGGUGGCUUUGAUCCAGUCUGGCUUUUCCUUGUGGUUGGAGGAGUGAUGUUCAUAUUGGGCUUUGCAGGAUGCAUUGGAGCUCUGCGGGAGAAUACCUUUCUUCUCAAGUUUUUCUCAGUCUUCCUUGGAAUAAUCUUCUUCCUGGAACUCACAGCUGGUGUUCUGGCAUUUGUUUUCAAAGACUGGAUCAAAGACCAGCUGUAUUUCUUUAUCAACAACAAUAUCCGAGCAUACAGAGAUGAUAUUGAUUUGCAAAAUCUCAUAGACUUUACCCAAGAAUAUUGGCAGUGCUGUGGGGCCUUUGGAGCUGAUGACUGGAACCUCAACAUUUACUUCAACUGCACGGACUCCAACGCUAGUCGAGAACGAUGUGGAGUACCUUUCUCUUGCUGCACUAAAGAUCCUGCUGAAGAUGUCAUUAAUACUCAGUGUGGUUAUGAUGCCCGACAAAAACCAGAAGUUGAUCAACAGAUUGUUAUUUACACAAAAGGUUGUGUCCCACAGUUUGAGAAAUGGCUGCAGGACAACUUGACCAUAGUGGCUGGCAUAUUCAUUGGAAUUGCAUUACUGCAGAUAUUUGGGAUAUGCUUGGCUCAAAACUUGGUGAGUGAUAUUGAAGCUGUCCGAGCCAGCUGGUAAAACACUUCACAUAAGCGAUGCAAGACCUUGUGGGUAACCGUAGUUCUUGGAAGGCUCCAUGUGGAUUCCAUGGACUCAGAGCUAUAUGAAAGUGGGGGACAGAGAAGUUUUGAGUUCUCAGCUGAUUUGAACAGCAUCACACCUUUGUUUAUUCCAGAAGGAGCAGCUCCAGUCACCUGGUUGUGAUGAAUGCUAUUAAAAACUCCACUCUGAAAUGUGCUGAGCCGUGAAUCUCUGCUGUAUCGUUGACUGAGUAAACUGGAGGAUGUUUCUUUCUUCCGUUUUGUGUGUGUGGCAAAUGGUCUGUGUCAAUGGAACCUCAAGUGGGUGCACCCUUUUCUUUUGUGUGUUGCAGCAGCCCCCAAAUGAGGCAACUUCCUUCUGCCAUUGAAGAAGUGGUAUGUCUUGGAACAGGCCAAGAGACCUAGUGUUUCUUUGGGAAGAAAUCCCAUGAAAGAGGCAACUACUUAUCUACUUCUUGUCUGCUUUGUUUCCUGGCAAGAAAUCAUCGCUCUUCCACGAGAAAUUUAGUAUCUGUUCUAUUAUGCCCUCGGUCAGACACUGACAGCUUUAAUUAUUUUUCGGCCUCUUGCAAUCUUUAUUUCACUGGACAGGGAAUUGUGUAAUCAGCAAACUUCAGGGAAGACCUACAAUAGAGAGAAUUCUCCACCCAUAUUAGUCACUAGCAAUAUGUAAAUGAAGAGAUGAUGGCAUUCGUGCUGGGGGUUUUGAUGAUGAGAUUGAGAAAUGUGAUGAACUUAGAAGCAGAAACAAGCACAGUGUAUUUACAUUUCAUGGAUAAAAUGAAUUCUACAGAAACAAAUACGUUUGGAACAGUUUUUGAUAUCUUGUGCUUUACUUCAUGUAGUAGGAUAAAUGCUUAUUGGUCCCAUUAUAACCCUUUCUAAGUAUAUCUUCUUAUGCCCUCUUCAUGUAGUUGUUACAAACUUUUAAAAUUGCUCCUCCUUUUGAUUUGCUGGAUAACUGAUUUGAGUGGGCUUCCAGUUCAAACAAAUGUGAAUGAAAUGCCAGCCAAUUUGCAUUCUUCAAUUUGAAUUUUGUGUUUUAUUACGUGGCUUCGUUACCAUUCAGUUGCCACUGCAUUUCCUUUUCUAUCUAGUUAAACUAGAAUCCUUAAUGAAAUACGUCUCUCUCCCUCAUUUUUCAAGCAGGAGUAAAAUUUGGACAGAAGAGCGAUAGUGUGUGUGUUUGUGUAUUUCAGUGAGACUAUUGUGAGUUAGUCUUAGUAAAUGUGUGAGCAUCUAGGUUUAGGUGUUUAUGUAUAUUUAAGUACCAAUGGAAAAGACAAUUUUGAUGCCUUCUGUGAAAAGAAAACAAUUUAGCUGUCAAGGAUUUGAAUUUUGGCUUAAUCCUGCUCUUUUUUCCAGGGUUGGUAGUGGAGAGAGUAUAAUCGUUUCAAUAUUUGGCAGUGACUGAAAAGUGUUGUUAGAUGAAGUGGAACAUGGAAAAGAUAAAUGUUCAGGAUCUACUAGUGUGCAAUAGCUAUUUAGGAACACUAACUUCCUCAACCUGGUGUCAUCAGAUGUGUUGGGAUUAGAACUCCAAGAACUUGUAUAGUGAGAUGGGCGGCAUAUAUAAAUUUGAAAAACAAACUCAUAGCUGGCAUAAUGGGAAUCCUGGAAAUGUACUCCCAACACAACUGAUGGGCAUCCGGUUGGGGAAUGCUGCCCUAAUUUGAGAAGGAAGACAAGUAAAUGCAUGAUGAUUUGCUUACCUGUAUAUUUUAGAGGAGGGUUGAUGGCCUGGAUGUCUCGUUCAAAGUUUCCCAUUUUGUACAAAGAGCUAAACAUUCCAGUUGCAUCUGGUAUGACUUCACGUGACCUUUUUGCCUAGGUAACUGAGCUUUGAUCAGGCUCCUAGAGUGGGUAACUGAGGAUCAUUUACAAAUGCAGAGCUCUGCAAGUUUGUGUCAGCCUCAUUCACUGAACUGAUUCUCUUAGCUUUAGUUGGUGAAUUGGUUAAGUGAAAGAAACAAAAAGUAUAGCCUAAAAAAUGAAAACUGAAUGAAUUCUGUUGAAGCUUCAGGACUUGAAUAGCUUAGUUGUAGAACAUUCCAGAAACCAAACAUUAAAAGAUGCUGAUGUAACAUGUGCUGAAUAAACAUUCCUUCUUUCUGCUGCUGUUGUGGAUUUCUGAAGAAUUUCCAUGUUUCUGCUUAGGUAUAAUACUGCUAUAGAUGUUUAAUUCUUUUUUUCCUUUCUCUUUUCCUGUUAUUUUUUUCUUCCAUUACCAAGUUUAUGUACUUUUAUAACUGUAGACCACUAUGUUAUAGUGAUAAGGUUUCCUUAUUAAUGGAACAAAGCUAUAUGGUUAGGCAUAUCAUUCUAUCUUUUGGUACAAGUUGUUGAAAUAUCUUACUGUACAACAUAAAGAGGUUGUCUUCUUGGUCCCAGUGAUGAAUAAGCUUAAUAACCUUUUUAUAUAGAAAGUGAAAAAUGGAAAUCAUAUUGUUUGCAUACAAAGCAUGUUUAUUUCUUGGAAUCCUGCAGGAAAUCAGGAACUGUUUUUUUUUUAAAUAAUCCCCUCCUUACUUUGUCUUGCUCUUGUCCCUUGUUGCAAAUAGAUAAUGUAAUUUUAAUUACUGGGUAUGUAUUUGCCUUCUAUCUGCCUAUACAUGAUUAUAAUUCACAUAUUUCUUCAAGAAUUCCACAUUUGCUUUUAAAAUCAGGAUUUGUUUGAGAGACCUUCCAGUUCACUUUCUCAUAGCAAAUGCCCAUUCCAAAAGAUAAUGCAAAACAUUUCGAAUUUGAAAUGUUUUGAGCUAGAAACAGAUUGUUAUAUCUUACCAAAAAUGGUCAGAGCUAGAAACAACCCUGUUUUAAGCAUGAAACAUCCUGCUUAAAGCAAGGUGCUUUUAGCUCAAAACAUUUUGAAUUAGAAAUGUUUUACGCACCUCUAGUACCCACUAUUAAAUGUUAAUCUCAGACUUCAUUUGGCAAAUAGAAUUUAAUUACUAACAGGCCCUGUCUACUGAAAGGCUACAGUCUCUGCAUCAGGGGAAUUUUACAACUGUAAUGUGGAACUUUUUGAAGUAAUAAAAUAUGUGCUAGUUAUAUAUGUAUAGUGAGUGUGAAAUGCUAUUUUUUAGCUUUCUUUGCAAAUUCAUAUUGAAUGUCACAAGGAAAAAGCAGUGCAUAUAAGCAUGUUUGCAAGAAGGAAUUUGCAGACCAAGCCCCACAAUAAAACUCAAUAUAUUGGUAAACUUGGGUAACAGUCUGCUUUCUCAGUUCAAAUAAGCUGAUCUCGGUAAGGACACACUGUAAAAUAGUGAAUGAUGGCGAAAUGAGGAAGCUGGGAUAAGGGCAACAGUCAUUGUCACUAAACAGAUGUGCAGUAUUUGACUGUCCAUCAUGUUUUUUGGUGCCCCUUUUCCCUUUUGAAAGGAUGAAGGUGUUUUUAAACAGCAAGAGAAUUCACUAUUGAGUGACAGCAGAGUUUUUAGACACUUGUCAGAGAGGGGAGAAGGAAUGUAAGAGUUUCCAGCAGCCAGGAUUAUGCAUCUUCAAGUAUUUGGGUGCAGAAAAUGCUUGAAGGCAACAACUCUCCAGAGUGAGCUUUGCAGGUUUUGAGCCUUGUAAAUUUUGGCAUAUGUCAGGAUGGAUAUAAAUGCUUAAUGUUGAAUGUUAAUGCUUAAAUGUUAAGAAGUUAAAGUUCCCAGCUGCUGUUCAUGUCUUUUCUUUCCACAUUCUUUUACUGCUACUAUAAUAAUUGUGUUAAAUAGUAGUUUUUGGCAAGGAAAAGAAGAAUCAAAAGAACUGCUUCAAAUGAUUCCAGUACACAUGUCAAGCAAGUUUGUGCUUCAUGCCUGCCUAACAAGUUGCACAUUAAUUAUAAAUUGUUUUGUUAUAAAGAAAUUGUGUUGCUUGCUGCUAGACCUCCCUACACGUCACAUCAUGACAAUUUGUAUACUAGUGGCUUAGUCUUAUGUAGGAAGCCCAGAAACAACUUCUUGGAAUGGCUUUUCUAGAGAAUUCUGAAAGUCCUUUUCUGAAAAAUUGUGAACUCUUGGUCUUUAUUAUUGGUCUGAGCUUUUGCUGAAGUAACCGCAGUGUCUAGAAAUCUUCUUGUGUUGCCUAAUCCAUCUUGGUUCAAAUGUUCUAGCUCCUGUUUUAUGCAUUGUCUGAAUCUCCUUUUGCUUUGUUUCUCAUCAUUCUUCAAGCCAAUUCCUGUUUCUUUCAGUGAGAAAACCUUUAUGAGGUCCAUUUGUGUGUACAUCCUGGAAUUGUAAAUAAUAGCAUGCCAGCGGAAUAAUUCCUGCACAAGUUUACACAUAUAAAUAUCUAUUUAUUUUGAGAAAGAUGAAAGAUGGGAAUCUUCCAUCCAUUUUAAAAAUGAAAUUUUUGCAUAUCUAUUGAUUGAAACCUGAACUCCUGUAAUAGCCUGCCACCUAGUGUUUGCUGGGCACUUCUUCAGUUUGAUAAAUUAGUAAGAAUUUCUCAUAGUUUUUAUUACUUUAAUUCAGUAGCUGCUUUGAAUAUUUUCAUUUUUGCCAUGAUUAUAACUGUAAACUGGUACAAAUACAGUGGUUUUUGUUCUUAACCGGUAACCCAGAAAAUAGAUCUCUAUCUGUUAUCAAAAAAGGAUAGCUGAAGAGCCAACAUGUGAAUGAGGAUGUUUAGGGUGCAUCUUCUCUUAAAUUGCUUGCUUACUGAUACACUUGAGAAAAUAUGUUAGAUGGUCUCAGUAAACCUGCUGUCUCUCUUAACAGAGCAUGUAUACAUGGAUCCUAUUCCCAGGCUUUGGCUUUUCACUAUGGCUGCUUUCCUGAAAACCAUAGAGUGGCAUUUAAAGGUGCUGCAGUUGUGUUUUUACUCUCUCUGCACUUUUAACACUCUUGUCCAGCACAGAGAAAUCCACUUUUCAAACAGGAGAGGCCUAAAAUUUUACAUCUGUCUUGGGCCACAUGAGAUUUUGCUGGGGUUGCUGUACUGCGUGCCUUUUAUCCUUGAAGGAAAGCCCAUUGAUGAUACAAACAACUUAGUUCUGUAAGACACCCCC
Molecule: messenger RNA, 5958 nt
Organism: Python bivittatus (Burmese python)
Lineage: Eukaryota; Metazoa; Chordata; Lepidosauria; Squamata; Pythonidae
Gene: TSPAN5
Product: tetraspanin 5
Cellular component (GO): plasma membrane
Source: RefSeq, a predicted model, not a curated record